UAUCAAAAGAGGGCGGUAUACAACUUCAGUGGCGCGCUCCAGCAGAAUGACUGCUGAAAAGGCCCGCUGUUAUUCGAAAUUUGGAGAUGUUUGUUCACAUUCUGAGAGAUUUCUUCUCUUAAUUUCUCUUGGAAAGAAUCAUGACACCGACAAAGAAGAUUUAAAAACUUUUCAGCGAAAGAUUGCCGCAAAUAUCACCUCACAAAGUAACAAAGCAGAGCAUAGCUUCAUCCCACAGAGGAAGUAUUAUGUUGCUGUUGUCGACCAAUCAUCAUGUCUGAAACACAGAGAUCAAAGCGUGGAUGCUGAUUGGCUGUUGCUGAAUCAACUGGAUAGGGGAUCGACCAAUAAGAAGGGUAGCAGGAGUUCGACUAGCCGUGGAGACACUUCUAUUGGAGAUGAUGAAGUCUUUGAAAACCAAGAAGUUAACGCCAAUGAGUUGGACGCAGCAAUGGCUGAGUUCAUCCAUGCCCUCGCUGACAAGCUUCCUAGUACCGGACACUACCUGGACAUCCUCUGGCUAGCGUCACCUAACACUGAUGUAUCAAUAAAUGAUCAUAUCACACUCUAUGGAGCCUUACAACGCCUCUGCUCAUGGCAUGAUGGUGUUCUGACAGUGGUGCUUGAUGACGCAACGGUGGACAGACCCCAAGACAGUACCCUGAAUACAUGGGUGAACCAUCUUCAUGGGAGAGUGGUUGGGCUGGAUUCAGUGGAUGAGGUGGUGCUGGGUGACAUGGCAUGGAAGGGAGAGGUUUUGGUAGCUGAUGGAAAGGGGCAGAAGUCGGUCUGUCUUCCUGGAUUUUCUUUGAGUCCUCUCCUCAGCGAGAGGUCAAAGGUUAAUGUUGAGUAUGUGGAGGAGAGUGCAGGUUCUAAAUCGCCAAAACCCAAGUCAACAAAACCUCAUCAGACAAAGAAGAUUGUGGCAUUCUCCAAACAGCUACAGGUUGUAUGUUCAGUCCAGAGAGCUGAUGUUCCCUGCAUGUACCUCUCGCCAACCACUCUGUCACUCCGUCUUUUACCAGGAAGCAGACUUCCUAGAUCUCAACAUUAUCUUGAGUGGCUGUCGUCGAUAGGUCGAUCCAACGACAUGGCUGUUAUUAUGAGACUACCCUGUAGGACGUUGACCCCAAGAGCCUCAACUCAACAUGCCAAGCUGCUCAGCACCAAAGAAUGGAAAGAACACGUCAAAAAUAAUUCGGGUGACUUAUCAGUACCAGACCUGAGCAUGCAGGAAACUCAGGAAUUCUUCUACCUCCUCGUGGGCGGGGGCGACCUCGGGGGCAACCUUGGUAACGAUGUAGUUACUGCUCAAGUAAUGAACUCACCGCAUGACCUGAGAGGAGCUAUACAUGCUAAGCUAGCAGAGUACCAGGAUGUGCUGCCAUUUGAUGACUGUGAAAAUGCAAGAGCAACACUCAGUAAAAUUCCAAGUUUAGACGGAGCAAAACUACAAUCUUUACUGGAGGAAGUAGAACUCAUCCAAGCUGAAGCAUUAAAGAAGUUCAUAGAGGACAAGAAGUCUGAGGGCAGGGAACCAGUCACCACAUUUGCCGAACUGCGAUUGUUGAUGGGAACUGUUUACUCUACCUACAUGGCAACCAGGGAAGAGUUUGCUGCAAUAAAAGAAGAUCAGGAUGAUGUUGACUCGGACUACUUGAGAAAUGAAAAUCUAUUUUCAGAGCUUGAUGUUCCCCCGUCUAGCUGGAUGGUACGCCUCGCUCUCAAUAACCAUGAAGCAAUUGAGAAGAAGAUUAAACGCUUCAAGUCUGGAGAAAUGAUGCUGGCUGGGUUGCCUGUACCAGCUCCCGCUGACAAUACGAUUAAGCUCAGCGCUGAAGAGUUCCUGAAGCACUUCCUAGCCAGUGGACUUCCCAAUACAGAGGACCUGUGCCCAGUGGGUGUAGGAGCAGCAAAUAGACCCAGUGGGUCAGCGGCGUCGAGACAUGUUUGCUCAUCGGACAUGGACUGGGAUCAACUCAAGAAGGCUACAUUCGAGGAGGCUCAGAAGUUCAUCAGCUCACCAGGAAUCCUGUAUUGUUUAGACUCUCGCAAGUCUAUGCAGGUCGAUCGUCAUUUCUCCAAGAUGCAGCAGCGCUACAUCCGCUUUGAGACGGCAUCAACGUGUUCCUCCGAGCAGGCAGCAUCUCCAGCAACGCUCACCAUCCCUCCAGAUCCCUCUUCUGCUACCAAAAAGGGGAAGGUUCAUCUGAGGCUUAACUCAAGAGGUCAGAGGUCGGCUGAGAAGGGUCAGAGGUCAGCUGAGAAGCAACGUAGACUGGUGCUAGAUAAGGGGAGUAAGAUAAGCCCAGGACGUCUACAUGGCCGAGGUGUAAAGAGGCAGAGACCAGACAUGACGUCUGUCCUAGCAGCUAAGAGAAGAAUUAUGCCAACAAGAACGUCACCCCGUAAGAAGCCUACAGAGAUGUUGCCAACGAGGGUGUCGCCGCGGAAGAAGCUUACUGCGCAGGAGACGUCAGAAGACCAGCCCUUAACAGAGAAGAAGAUCCAGGAGACCUUCACAUCGUCUUCAAGCGGUAACGUCAGAAAGGUUUCACGCUCAGAGAGGACAAGGAUGAAACUGAGGGCAAUUGUGAAAGAGACGGUUGUCGGGCGAGGGAUCAAGAAAGGGAGUGAAUGCUACAAAGCUUGUAUUGAGAGACUCUAUAAAAUGGCUGAGCUUUAUGUCAAGGAUCUGAAGACGUCUAAGGGUCUGGAUGAGGAGAUGAAGAAGAUUGCUGAAGCAAAUGUGGACUUUGCCGUUCAGUUUGAAAGAACUAGAGUUCAGAAAUCAUAGCUAGAGGUAGAGCCUAGAGCUUACAAAUGGGCCCUUGAAAUCAACCAAUUUAACCCACGGUGCACUGGCAAGUGACCCCUCAGCAACCCUACUGCACUUCAAGUAAAAAACAUGUUGGGAACUUGUGGGUAUUUCAUGCAGUUUUACUGACUGUUAAAAACUUUACAUUUUAGUAAUUUCUAUCAGGUUCAGACUUCAAAUGGGGGGGGGGGUGCACUGACAUCAACUGGGGUCUUCCCCCCCCCCAUUUAGUUACAGCACUGGACCAUAGGGUAGUAAUGCAAUUUUAGUAAAUUUGGGGCUAAAACUAAAACAUUGAUGAUAGGGUUGUACAUUUGUGUACACUUGUACAGUUUUCCUACUUGUUGUAAAUUAUUAUUGAGAGUUAGAUGAUAUAUGUUGUAAUAAAUUUAGGACAAACUUUAA
Molecule: messenger RNA, 3223 nt
Organism: Asterias rubens (European starfish)
Lineage: Eukaryota; Metazoa; Echinodermata; Asteroidea; Forcipulatida; Asteriidae
Product: mdm2-binding protein-like
Exons: 16
Coding region: 47-2797 (916 amino acids)
Biological process (GO): regulation of protein ubiquitination; traversing start control point of mitotic cell cycle; protein localization to kinetochore
Cellular component (GO): kinetochore
Source: RefSeq, a predicted model, not a curated record